AUGGCUGUCAAAAUCGUAGAGAGCCACUCCGUCUCGCCGUCUUCCGGCGCGGCCGCCGAGCAUACGCUCCCACUCUUAUAUUUCGACAUGAUAUGGCUCGACUUCGUUCUAACCGAGACACUCCACUUCUACCCCCUCAAAUGCUCCCAAUCUUUUUUCUUUGAAACCGUCGUUGUCAAUCUCAAACACUCAUUAUCCCUUGCUCUCAAUCAUUUCCUUCCACUAUCAUCCAAAAUCAUCUUCCCUCUCACCUCCUCCGCCAUGCCCGUUUCCUGCUACACCACAGGAGACUCCCUCUCCCUCACAAUCGCCACAUCCGACGAUGACUUCUCUUUCGUAGUGUCCAACCAUCCCAAGCCUGCUCACGAUUUCCAUCAACUCGUCACACAAAUGCCGGCGGCUGUUUACUCCUCCGACGAGAUCAAAUUCAGCUCCUUCGCAAUCCAACUCACCUUGUUUCCGAACCAAGGGAUCUGUAUCGGAUUCACACACCAUCACUCCAUUUGCGACGCCACCACUCUCUCCGCCUUCCUCCACACCUGGGCCUCCAUCAACAGAUCCAACGGCAGCGAUCAGCUCCUCCUCCAUCAGCUGCCUUUCUACGGCCGAGAUUCUGUUCAAGAUUCAAACAAACUAACCAUGAUUCAUUGGAACAAAAUGAAGACGAGUAGGCCGACGGUUUCACUAACACCAGAAUCGCCUUCUGACAAAGUCCGAGCAACAUUCCACCUAACUAAUUCCCAAAUCGAGAAGCUCAAGAGAUGGGUUGCGAUCAAGAAACCUUCAAUAGGCCGCCCCUCAGCUUUCGUCGUGGCGUGCGCUUAUCUCUGGAGCUGCCUGGCCAAGUCGGAGGUGGAAAACGACGACGAUGAGACACAGUACUUAUGCUCUCCGGUCAAUUGCCGCGGGCGGCUUAAUCCGCCUCUUCCGGAGAACUACUUCGGCAACUGCUCGAUCCAAUUGAUUGCUUCUUCAAGCCAUGGAAGACUCAAAGGGAAUGAUGGCUUUGUAGCUGCCGCGGAGGCGGUUGCGGAUGCAGUUAAAAUUGCUGUAAAAAGCACAAGAGUUUCGGAGUUUUAUGAGAAUCGAUCAGAGAUACUUUCGGAGUUGAAAGGGAAGAGAGUAGUUUGGGUUGCUGGAUCGACAAAAGUCGAUCAAUAUGGAGCAGAUUAUGGAUGGGGGCCAGCAAUUAAGUAUGAAUGCGUUCAUACAGACUUUAACGGAACAGUUCAUCUUUGUAAGGGCAGAAAAGAUGGAAUCGACAUGGGCUUCUCAAUGCCUAAGGCUAAGUUGUUCUUUUUUUCCUCUGUCUUUAACAAAUACUUAUUCAUCAAUUCCAAUUUGUAG
Messenger RNA from Salvia splendens (bonfire salvia), 1347 nucleotides. Its product is annotated as anthocyanidin 3-O-glucoside 6''-O-acyltransferase. NCBI's taxonomy places the organism in Eukaryota, Viridiplantae, Streptophyta, Magnoliopsida, Lamiales, Lamiaceae. The record is from RefSeq and is a predicted model, not a curated record. Bases 1 to 1347 code for a protein of 448 amino acids. The transcript has a single exon.